AUGAAUGCAAAAAAUCGUCUUAAUCUUCUCUUAUCUGAUAUACUCCGCAAUGAAUCUUCAUCAAAUAAUGAAUUUUCUCAAGGAUCUUCAACACAGAUAUUACCAUCAUUGACAUUUUCCGAACAUGAUUACCAUCCUUCAUCAAUGUUAUCUUCAGUCAUGAGAACAACAUCAUCAUCCUCAUCAAUAGCACCAUUACCACCACGUCGUAAUUCUUCAUCCCUAAGACAUCUUCAUCAAAAUCAUCAUAUUCAUCAAUCAGAUUCACAAAAACAACAACAACAACAACAACAACAACAACAACAGCAACCACAACCACUUCUUAAUUCUUCUACAUUAGAUGAUAUAUUUCGUGCAUUAACACUUGAAUGUGAACAGUAUUUAGCUGCUUCAUCAACAUCAUCAUAUCAAAAUAAAACAUAUGAUAAAUUAAUUAUUCAACCUUCAAAAACAACAAUGCAAAAAAAUGUUGAUUCCAAUGAUGAUGAUUAUGAAAAUUUACAUUCAUCAAAAUUACCAUUAUCGAAUGGUUUAUCUUCUCUUAAAACACGUAUUGAAGUAAUGAGUCCUGAAAAAAGACAAGUUGUUUCAAUAAGUGUGUCAUCAAAACUAUCAUCAUCUCCAAUCGUAUCUUGUUCACAAACUUAUCCAUUACUUUCAAAUUCAUGUACAACUACAUCAAUUCUACCACCAAUAAAUUGUCAUUCAAGUGAUGAAGAUUCUAUUGAUAUAUCAUCAUCAAGUACAAAUCGUAAACGUCGUCGUCGUAUCCGUAAACAACAUAUUAUAUCAUCAACAAAUCGAUCAAAUUCAUCAUCAGAUGAACAAACAGAUACAAUAAAUGGAAUAAUUAAUGAAAAAAAAUCAAUUAUUUCAAAACGUUCAUAUAGUACAGAUCAUCGUCAACAACGUAUUAAAAGUAUUUAUGAUAAUCAUCCAAUAUCAAUAUCUGCACAAAAAUUUCCAACACGACGUACACGUCGACGUGAUAUUUCCUUACAACAACAACAACAACAACAUUUGCCAAUUCCAACAAAAUAUAAUGAAGAUAAUCCAUCAAAUUUUUAUUCACCUCUUUCAGUUUUAUUAACAUCAACACGAUCAACAAAUGAUUUUGUUGAUCGUUCACAACAGCAACAACAACAAAGACGAUCACGUUUUGAAUUAGUUAAUCAUCAACCAGUAACAUUACUUGAUCGUAUGCAUCAUCAAUUUUAUCGAGCAUCAUCAACUCAUAAUAAUAAUAAUAACAAUAACAUUCCUACACAUCGAAUACCAUCGUAUCCGGUUUAUUAA
Molecule: messenger RNA, 1296 nt
Organism: Rotaria sordida
Lineage: Eukaryota; Metazoa; Rotifera; Eurotatoria; Philodinida; Philodinidae
Source: the annotation of a GenBank genome assembly